Messenger RNA from Pecten maximus, 1169 nucleotides. RefSeq names its product L-serine dehydratase/L-threonine deaminase-like. Gene Ontology annotation, biological process: L-threonine catabolic process; L-serine catabolic process. Gene Ontology annotation, molecular function: threonine deaminase activity; L-serine ammonia-lyase activity. The coding region runs from base 216 to 878 and encodes 220 amino acids. The record is from RefSeq and is a predicted model, not a curated record. Lineage: Eukaryota; Metazoa; Mollusca; Bivalvia; Pectinida; Pectinidae. The transcript has 6 exons.
CAAUCAAAAUAGUCGUUACAAAAAAUUCUUCGCAACACAUACGUACACAUGGGUCACAAUUUGACACAUUCGCUGCUCGCCAGUUAGACUGCAUACCUAUAUCACCUUGUAAAAGGUGAAGCAAAGAGAUAUUUGCAAGAUAUAGAGACACAUCACAAAUUUGGCAAGUCGUCAACGCUAUUAAGUUCGUUGGAACAAAGUAGAUACAGAACAAAAUGGCUGACUCAGGAGAUGGAGAUCUAGACCUUGUCAUUAGGACACCUUGUAUAAACAGUAUCCCGAUGUCCAAGGGGCGCUACUCUGUUUACCUUAAACUGGAGAACCUUCAGAUACCAGGCUCUUUUAAACAAAGAGGAAUCAGUCACUUCUGUAAAAAGGCAGUAAAGAAAGGGGCCACCAGGUUCGUUUGUGCCUCUGGUGGAAAUGCAGGACUGGCUGUUGCCUAUUCCGCUCACUGUCUGAAAGUGCCAGCAACAAUCGUCCUUCCUACCACAACGCCAGAGUUAGUCGCCAAUAAAGUCAGGGACAUGGGAGCCAUUGUUGAAGUACAUGGAGAUGUCUGGGAUGAAAGUAACGAAUAUGCCCAGAAACUGGCCACAGACCCAGGUUGUGUAUAUGUACAUCCAUUCGAUCACCCAGAUGUUUGGGAAGGUCACAGCCCAAUGAUUUUAGAAGCAAAGGAACAGAUGCCUUGUCAGCCAGACGUGGUUGUGACAUCAGUUGGGGGCGGGGGACUGCUGACAGGGGUAGUGCAGGGUAUGUGGAAGGCGGGAUGGAAUGAUGUUCCUUUGGUCGCCAUGGAAACCGAGGGGGCAGAGAGCUACAAAAAGGCAGUAGAAGCAGGGAAACUUGUAACCUUACCAGCCAUUACCAGGUAAAAUUAUGCCAAUGGCACAAUAACCAGGUUAGACAAAUUUGAAAGUCAACUUGAUCAAGUUCAAAGUGACCGAAGAUCACUUUCAGAAAUUGAAUAUUUAAACUAUUUUAUGAACCAAAGUUGAUCAAUAGUCAUGGUCAUCAAGUUAAUGUUAAUAGUAAAAUUUUCUGUCUUUUAAUUUGCAUAUAUGUCUCUUACCUCCUGGUCUUAGUAUUAAACGGCCAAACUUUUUGGAAAAUACCUGUAUCUAUUCCACAUGUUUGUUUCGAUUGCAAUUUGGAUUUGUGUAAAA